This is a messenger RNA of Taeniopygia guttata (zebra finch), 2045 nucleotides long. NCBI's taxonomy places the organism in Eukaryota, Metazoa, Chordata, Aves, Passeriformes, Estrildidae. The record is from RefSeq and is a predicted model, not a curated record.
AGCUGUGAAGGACUCUGCUAACAAGAAAAGCUGCUGCAAUCUUGAGAAGGAGGAACUGGGGACUGAAGAACUCUGCUCCAGUGUUUGGGCUGCUCAGAGCAGCUCAGCAGCUCAGUUCAGGAGCUGCCAAGCAGGGUCAGCUGUCCUGUGACACAGAAGGGGCCAAAAGGACACCUGGAACUGUUCUGCUUUGGACAUGACCCUCCUGAACUAACAGUGCCUUCCAGGACAGAACUGCCAGUGAACACCAGUUUUGUACCUGAGGUCACCAGUUUGAUGGAGACAUUGGAGCUUAAGGUGGACAAGUACAAGAAAGAGAGGCAGCAGAUGGCGAGGUGAAGCAAGGCCAGACCCCGCCGGGGCGGGAGGGAGGGCGGGUGGUGCCGGGGGUCCAUCCGGGGUGGAGCGGAGCGCGGGGCGGUGCUGGCUCCGUCCUGCCCCGGCCCGCACCGCCGGGACGCGCAGAACGAACGGCGGGAAAGGCGCGGCGGGAGCGGCGGCGAUGGAGCACAAGACAUGGAGCAAUGGAAUCAACAAGGCCAGUAAGAUGGCCCUGCUGGCCUGGGAGAAGGAGACGGGCAUCGAGCUGGUGCAGAUCAACGGGCAGAGGCGCUACGGUGGGCCGCCCCCAGGCUGGGUGGGCGGCCCGCCGCCGGCCGGCACCGAGGUGUACAUCGCCAGGCUGCCGCAGGACAUCUACGAGAACACGCUGAUCCCGCUGUUCGAGCGCGUGGGGAAGCUCUACGAGUUCCGCCUCAUGAUGACCUUCAGCGGGCUCAACCGCGGCUUCGCCUACGCCAGGUACGGCUCCCGGCAGGACGCCCAGAGCGCCAUCGCCGCCUUCCACCGCUUCCAGCUGCGCCAGGGCUGCGCCAUCGUGGUGUGCUGGAGCACGCAGAAGCGCGAGCUCGUCGUCAGCGGCCUGGGCGCCUCGGUGAGCCAGCGGGAGCUGGAGGCCACGCUGCAGACGGUCACCGAGGGGAUCCGCAGUGUCACCCUGCACUCAAGCCCCUCCCAGAAACCGGGCAAGCUCGCUGUGCUGAAGUACAGGUCACACGAGGCUGCUGCCCUGGCCAAGAAAGCCCUGAUGGAAGGAAACCUGAGGAUCGGGGAACCAAAGAUGAGGGUGGACUGGCUGGAGCCCCAGCUGAAGCAGAAGCUGCAGCUCUGUAAGGAGGAGCCAUCCUCCAGCUGUGUGCAGGGAGGUGAGAGCCCGGCAGUGCCCCUGGCUCUGACGCUGCAGAACGUGCUGGAGUGCCUGAACAUGCUGUGCUGGAAGCAUCGCCUGAGGACACCCCUGUUCAUGACCAAGUGUGUCCAGGUGAACCCCAGCGGCUGGCAGCAGUUCUGGUACCAGGUGGCCAUCCCGGGGUCCCAUGUGCCCAUCGAUGGCUUCAUAUGGGUCUCACCAGACAGGCAGGGCCAGAGCGAGCACGAGAAGGCCAAGGUGCUGGCAGCCCUGCACGUUCUCCAGGUGUUAGGGGGCCAGCUGAAGUAGGCAUCUGCUCUGCUGGAGCCACGACUGAGCCUGAGCCCUGCUGGGCUCCCACCCUGUUCCAGUUUUCCUUGGAGUUCUUUGCAUCGGUUUUGUGAGCUGGCUCUGGAGGUCGAGGCUGCUGUCCACGGCAGCCACCCUGUCCCCGGGCAGCUCUUGAGUUGGUUCUGGUUUUGGGUUGGCUUUCCUGCCAAGUUUGGCUUCUGUUAAGCUGGUUUGUGUUGCGUUGGAGGGGCAGAUCCUGGAGAAGCAGCAGCUCUUGGGAGGGCUGCCAGCACUGGAUGCCAGUGUGAUGGAGGGAAUUCCUGCACUGGCAUUCCUGUUUCCUGAGGAAGAGCCUUAGGGGAGGACAAGGCACACACAGGGCGUGGCCCAGUGGUCACAGACGUUCUGUGGGCUGGUGGAGCUGCUGUGUGGGGAGAGGAGUGCCUGCAACCUGUUCGUUGUGAGGAAGCAGCUGUGGAGUUGGCAGCUGUCCAUGAAUGAUUCCUCAGGAGUGGCAAGUCUGGCCACACGUUGUUCUUUUGGGAUUAAAGAGUUUUGGAAAGCA